AUGACAUUUUCCAGUGCCAAAAGGGUUACUCUAUAUAUUGAUUUUAUUUUUUUUAUCUGCAUCUUUCUUUAAUCUAUAGUUGUUUGGUAGCUAUUCAGUCCUGGGUAAAUGAUGCCUAACAUGUAAUCCAUAUUAUUAUUAUUUAUUUUCUUUGCUUUCCUGUUUGCUGGUAAGAAUUUGUGCAUGCAGAGAUAAAAGCAGGAGAGGAGCUGUUGCCUAGACAGGAGGCUCUAAUGAGGACCUGCACCCCUGGGAGCUGAAAUCUGAAGUGGAGUGAGAUCGCCUUCCUGCCUGUGUGGUGGUUGUUGCUUCAUUUGUUUCCCCACUUCCCCUCUGUCAAAGACUGGCCUAGGCAAGAGCUGUCCCUGGUCCUGGAAUGCAGUCUGAGGGGGCUGGUGGAUGUCGACAGAUUGCAACCCAGAGAGAGAGAGAGAGAGAGAGAGAGAGAGAGAGAGAGAGAGAGAGAGAGAGAGAGAGAGAGAGAGAGAGAGAGAGAGAGAGAGCGAGAGAGCUAAAAAGGGAUGAAAUUUGCUUCGUGGUUGAAGGUAGGCUUGCUCUUUGUCUCGUGAUUUACAAUUCUGAAUCCCUGAUUAAUCUGCUGCUGCAGCUUUGACAGACGGAGGCAGCUAAAGAUCGCAAGCCUGCCGGUGGUGGUCACGGGAGAGGGAUGAUACCACAAGCCAGGCGGCUCCCAACCUUCUGUAUCUAAGGGGCAUGAGGAAGCAUCUUUCUUAAAAGUAGGUCUCCCCACUUGUUUUGAUUUUUGUUUGCCAUUGUUUUUUGUGUUUUGCCUUUAGAAAUAUCAUGUGCAAAUGAAGCUUGCUAGUGAGCCUGAUGUGUCUGCAUUAGGUCGUGUUGUUCUAUGCUGUGUGGUAAAGUGGAUAAAAAAGCAUCCAGCUGCCUCUUUGCUGGACAUCCAGGCAAGGUACAAUUUGCAGCUGUCCCUUGUCUCCACUCUCUGUGAUGGGGGAUUAAAGAAGCACCACUAAAUCUUUUGCAACCAAUUUGAAAAGGAAUUGCAUUGCAGACAUGAAGAUGGUUAUAGUCAAAUUGACACUAUAUGGGAUUCCAAGGAGCUGCUCCAAGCCUUUUCUGUAUGAAAACAUGACCCCAAGUGAAGAAUAUUUAUUUUUGAGCCAUUAACUGGCCAGUUUUUUAUGGUGCUGAAAUUUACCUUUUUACCUGCACUGAAGUUAACUGCAGAAAAGGGCUUUGCUAAGAAGAAAUUAACCAGCUUCCGAAUUGUACUUCACAGAGCUAGAUUCAGCAAUUUUUGAAGUACUUUCUGAUUGCCUUUGAGAAAAAAUGAAUUCGAAAGAAGAAGAAGCCAGUUUGACUCGGUUUUUCCAGUAUGUUGAAGACAGAGGACUCCGAGCCUACGAUGGUUUGGUUAUACAGAAUGCCUCAGACAUUGCCAGGGAGAAUGACCGAAUGAGGAAUGAAACCAACUUAGCUUACCUGAAAGAGAAAAAUGAGAAAAAGAGGAAGCAGGAAGAGGCAAUAAAACGCAUCGGGGAGGGCGUUGCAAGAGGAGGCGAUGGUGGCUAUGUGGGAAAGCAUUUCCGAAUGGGAUUUAUGACAAUGCCUGCCCCACAGGACCGACUACCCCACCCUUGUGGGGUUGGAUUUUCCGUUAGGUCACAGUCUCUGCACUCAGUUGGGGGUGGAGAUGAUGACGGUGUCAAUUCACGCAAACAGCCUCCCCCCAAACCCAAACGGGACCCCAACACUAAGUUGAGUAGCUCCUCAGAAACUGUCAAUGCUGGGACAACGUGUAAAGCAUGGAAGGAUUUGGAUAAAAUUGACGGUCAGGACCCCCUUGAAAGUGAUCCGCAAGACUCAAUGGCAUCAACGAAACCAAGGCCACAUAGUGAUGAAUAUACAAAGAAGAUCCCCCCUCCAAAACCCAAACGAAAUCCAAACACUCAGCUGAGCACGUCUUUCGAUGAAUCGUACAUCAGGAACCACUGCUCCAUGAAGACGUCAAAGAAGGAAAAGUCCUCUUCACAGACACACAGUCCAGCCCGAGACACUGAUGAGGAUGAGCCUGUGUACAUUGAAAUGGUGGGAAAUAUACUAAGAGACUUCAAGAGGGACAACGAGGACCAAAGUGAAGCGGUAUAUGAGGAAAUGAAGUACCCUGUAUUUGAUGACCUUGGCCAGGACACCAAGUGGCCCAUUAUUUGUAACUAUGAAAACGUUAGCUGUACUACUCCUACAGUGCCUGAUCUGGAAUUCAUGAAAUCAAUGGUGCCAUCAACUCCGAAAGGCAUGCUUUGUGAAAUCCCUCCCCCCUUUCCAAAUCUGCUGUCCCACAGACCACCACUGCUGGUCUUUCCACCUGCACCAGCGCAGUGUUCUCCAAACUCGGAUGAGUCUCCUUUGACCCCUCUGGAAGUCACCAAGCUGCCCGUUCUGGAAAACGCUCCCUAUAUAAAGUCUGGAGCUUCUCCAUCUUCUGCAUCACCUCAGACCUCCAUCCACCACAAAAUAGAAAAGGAACUGCCUGUGACGCACACCAGCACAGCUUCUGGACGCUCGUCUGCCCCACCGCUUCAGUCAAACUUGUACAAAUCAUCGGCUUCCGCUCAAGGAUAUCCCAGGAGCCACUCAGCUUGCCCGUCUCCCGUGAGCAUGGGGAGGUCUCUAACUCCCUUAAGCCUCAAGAGACCCCCACCCUAUGAAUCUUUACAUUCAGGGAGUAUCCCCAGAAGCUAUUCUUCAGUGCCUCACUCGUCAAUCAAGAACACUUCACAGGAAGGGACGAAACUGGCAAACUCCUCCUCCAGUGCACAUGGCUCCAUGCAAAACAUGUCCCGGUCAAAAACACCCACAAGUCCUUUAGAUGAACUAGCAAGCCUUUUUACCUCAGGGCGGAGCCUUUUGAGGAAAUCUUCCAGUGGCAGGAAAUCCAAGGAGUCUGCAGAGAGUGAAGCAAAGAGCAGAAGCCACAGCACUGAGCCUCUUCUCAGGCACGAGAGCAAAGACAAAGGGGGUCACGGAACCAUGAGAGAGCAGAAGGCGGCCCAUGAAUGGGACGGUGAGCCUGGACAACCAGCAACAGCAACAUCCAGUCGGCUGGGAAGAUCGUCUGUCAGCCCAACUCUAAUGUUAGGGAGCAGCAGUUCAGAAUCGAAAGCAGUUUGCAAGCUAGGUCGAUCUGCAUCCACCUCAGGUGUGCCUCCUCCCUCCGUCGCCCCCUUCAGGCAAGGCAGUGAGAUGCAACAGAGCCAGGUAACUCAUAUGCAAUGGGUAUACGGGGACAACACCAUGAUGGCAAUGAUAGAGAAGAAGCGCUGCCUGUGCAAAGAGAUCAAGGCGAGACAGAAACCUGAUAAAGGUUUUUGUAAACAGGACAGCAUGCCUAAUCUGCCAAGCUGGAAAAAGAACAAUGGAAACAAGAAGUACAGUCCCCCCCCCUACACCACACAAACUACUGUGUUCUGGGACACGGCCAUCUGACAAAGCCCUGGGUGAAAUAUAUUCCCUUUGGUUGCAACCUUUGACCUGUGCAGGUAGAUCAAAGGCUUCCUUAAUAAGGUGACAGUUGUGACCUAUGUCAUCACUAUCGGAACUAGGCAAUACAGAAGAAAAUGGGGGGGGUCCACAAAUGUUUUCUUAUUACUGUUUAUAUUUCAUAUUUUUCUAUUUGAAUAAAUGUCUUAAUAUGAAAUCUGCUUAGUAUUACCUAGAUAUUUUCUAAACAAACAAAAAAAAGUAGAUUUAGAAUGAUCCAAUAUGUUUUUGAUCUUGUUUUAGUUGUACUUUUGUUGCAAGACAUCCAUACGUAUCUUCAUUUGUUCUUUAUCAAUUAUUAGUGCCAUUAUGUUAGGCCAAUUAGUGAGCUUUUCACUUCAUCUUUUUUUUGUAAGAUUCUCAAAAUUAAUUUUCCUACAACGAUAUUGAAAACAAAAUAAUAAUAUUUUAAUGGACGUAUAUUUUGAGAUCUGUAAUGAGGAUGUUAUUUUAAACAUUUUAACUGGGGACAGCUUGAAUUUUAUUAAGACAAACAAGACAGCUUAACUAAGUUAAAAUGUUUUAUUAUUUAUGUGAUAUUUGAACUGGUUCCAUGUGUUCCAGUAUUCUGAUGGUUUGCAAUCUUGUGCACUACCCCUUAGAUGAAUGGAAAAAUAUCUGUGUGAUGGAAUACCCCAUUCAAUCUCCAUUCAAUCAAAAACAAAUGGCUUUUUUCUUGUCUUUUACAGCUGGGGACUACAGACAUUUGAAACGUACUGUUUAUCGCAACAUGCAUAGCAAGCUGCUGAAAUACAUUUUUUUAUGAGCAAUUCUACCAGCAUGUUGCUAAAACUCAAAUCACUUUCUGGAAGCCACCACUAUGUAACACAAUUUUUGUUCCUGGGUAGUAAGUGUUAUUUCCUGAUUGCUUAUGCCUCAAAAGUAUAGAAAAUGGCUAUUAUUCCCCACAAACUUUGCUUUUGUGACCAGGACAGUGAUAUUUUGAAAUUUACCUACUUCCAAUGAGAAAACGGGCGAAUUUGUGUCUUUUCGUUCACAUAAAGUCAGAAAAAAACAACAUAUGAAUCCAAAUUAACAUGUAUUUAUACUAAAGUAAUACAAAAAUGACUACAAAAUAUUUAGAAGUGAGUAGUUUUUCGAGAUUUACGAUUAUACUGUAAAUCACUUUCACGAAUCAGCCCCCAAAUGUAGUCUCCCAUCAUGUUCUCGUUAUACUGUCCUUGGUAGCGGCGUUCAAAGUCCAGUAUAUCCUGGUGGAAGCGCUCGCCUUGCUCCUCCGAGUACGCUCCCAUGUUCUCCUUGAAUUUAUCAAGAUGAGCAUCAAGGAUAUGGACUUUGAGGGACAUCCUACAGCCCAUUGUGCCGUAGUUCUUCACCAGAGUCUCAACCAGCUCCACAUAGUUUUCGGCCUUGUGAUUGCCCAGGAAGCCCCGAACCACUGCGACAAAGCUGUUCCAAGCCGCUUUCUCCUUACUAGUGAGCUUCUUGGGGAAUUCAUUGCACUCCAGGAUCUUCUUUAUCUGUGGUCCGACGAAGACACCGGCUUUGACCUUUGCCUCAGACAGCUUAGGGAAGAAGUCUUGAAUGUACUUGAAGGCUGCCGACUCCUUAUCUAGAGCUCUGACAAAUUGUUUCAUAAGGCCCUUCCGGGGGUCCACCAGUGGCUCCCACUUGACGUUGUUCCUCCUCACAGAGAACUCGGUCCGCUUGGAAGGGUCCACCAUGCAGACAUAGCAGUUGCUUGAGUGGUCAGUGGGUUCCCGCCAAAUUCUUGGGAUAGCGAACUUCAUGGCUGUCUUUUCCCCUCUGUACCAUCCUACAAAAAUACAUUUAUUUCACCCAUGUGUAAGAGAUUCUCGCAACAUUUUUCAUAUAUGAUAUAUUUUUUCAAUAACAUUGAAAAUUGUAAAACAUUUUAAAAUGAAAAACUUUUACAAUUUUAAAAAUUUUAACAAAUUUUAUAAAAUAAAAUUCCGAGCAACAAUUGUCCAUCUUACCUUCCAGAGUUUUUUUGCAGUGCUUGCAGGUGAAAUGAGGUGCCCAGGGUUUGUCUUGAUCCCCGACAGGCAUGCAGAAAUAUGCCUUGUAGGCCUCACACAUCUUAGCAGAUGCUUCCACGGAGUACUUUUUCGCUCUUGUCUUCAUAAAUUGGCCGCAGACAUAGCAAAAUGCGUCUGCCGGAUGCUUGCAGCCUCUUGAUGCCAUCUCAGAAAAAUGCAGAUAUGUAUCCACUUAGGCAGCUGGAACUAAACUGAACUGGUGGGCUUAAGGCCCCUGUAUUUAUACUACUAUUUAUAUUACUGGAAAGUUCUAGAAAGUUCUAGAAGUUACUCCAAGUUUACUCAGCACUGAAUCUAUCUGGAAUGUUCUGGAAAAUAGGUAAAUUUCAAAAUAUCACUGUCCUGGUCACAAAAGCAAAGUUUGUGGGGAAUAAUAGAAAUUUUCUAUACUUUUGAGGCAUAAGCAAUUAGGAAAUAACACUUACUACCCAGGAACCAAAAAAAAAAAAAAAAUUUGUUACACGGUGUUGUCAUCAACAGAAGUACUGCACCUGUGCUGUCAAUCUUUUGAUUAAGUAGCAACCACUUCCAAUUCGUAUUGAAGCGUGUUUCACAGAAAACCCUCAUAAGAAUUGUUUGGCUUUCAGAUAUCAUCUACAGGUGUUUGGGCCAAUUUACACAUCUGGGUGGUGUGUUAAUGUGUUCUCUCAGUGGUGUUGUGAUGGAAACCGCCACAAACCCUCCUGAACUAAGAGCAUUUGAGUUUUUAGUAAAUUGCUAGCUACGUAACAUUGCAGCGAUGGCACAUCUGCUCAUUAAUAAGGGCAAAGCCAUCAACUCCAUCCAUCAGUUUUCAAGGCUAGGGUUGUGAGGUGCCAACUUCUUCUAGUCAGCCAACUUCUUAGCAGGGAGACACUACAGUUUUUGGGUCCCAGCCAGAUGAUUCAAGAUCAAAUCCAGACCCAGGCAACUGACCAGCCACAAUUUGGAUAUGGGCUUGAAUCUCAAUUUGGACUCAAACAGCAGAUCUUUAACCUCUAGAUAUGCAGAGACCACACAUCCACUGUUUUUCACUAAAUUUCUUUACUCAUGCUUACAGUGAUCAAAAGACAGACAGUAUGGAGUGUGAUUUUGCAAUUGGCAUGCUAGAAAUACUGGGGAUUAAUAGUGUACAUCAACUGUAUUCAGCAGUGCUAUAUUGAACCUUCAGUAAACUCAUUUUUCAGUGAGCACUAAAACCAAAAGGAGUAGGACUUAAAGAUGCACUUGUUAGCAAUGUCGUUAGUUUUACAGUCACUCUUUCCUGUCCUAGUGACUGUGUGUCUGAAGCUAUCUUAAAGUCUCCCUUUGGCUCAACCAGCACAGUCAUAUGUUUCCUUGAGCCUUAGAGAAACAGGGUCAAAAAUAGUCUAAAGUCUUAAAAUACAGAUAUAAACUAUACCAAAUUCAACUACACAAUGAUUGGAAUAGGUGUGGAGGUGGUGCUACAGCUAAGGCAUGACAAAGAGUUUUUAUAGCAAGUACACCUUACAGAAGCCCUGAACCGCACAGUGAAAAAAAAAUGAAGGAGAUUUAUCUUGUAUGUACAUACGAAUUUGUUUCUCGUACAUCCGAGACAGAUAUAGAGUUUAUCAUACAUACAAGAAACUAUCUCGUAUCUACGAGAUAAUCGCCUUCAUUUUGUUUUCACUGUGCUAUAGAGGGCUUCCAUGACCCCUCUUAAACAAACUCCUUGUGCUCCCAUGAGAGCUUUUAGCAGGAGGCUAUUCAAGUCACACAGGUAUUGAACAGCUUGCAAUGACACCUUUGCUAAUAAUAUAGUUGCCUUGAGGAGACCACGGUUCACUGUGACUAAAGAUAGUGGGUCACUUAAGGGUUAAAUGAUAGGGUAGUAUUGAGGCUGGUUGCCUAAAUCACUGUAAAAAUAAAUGUAUUACUUAGGGAUACUAUUGAAAAACAGCUGUGCUGUUAAAUUUGUUUAUAGUUUGUUGUUAAAAAUUGUUCGGCUUGUUAAAAAAAAAAGAUAAAAACAACUCAGUAACACUGUUACUGCGGUACCAAAAAUAAGUUUAAAGGAAACUUAAACAGGUUUCUAAUCAACCAAUAACAGGAUAAACAUUGAAAUAAAAUGUGCAAUCCUUUGUUUAAAAAAAAAAACUUUGGCGAGCAACCUCUUUAUUAAAAUGCAGAAGAGGUUAUAAAAUAUGUCCACAUAAUGUGUGUCUUGAGCUAUGAUAUGUGCAAAUCAAUUCCGAAAAGAUUGUUUAGCAUUCACUUUUUCUGCUUCUUGGCGUGGAGAUUUUAAAUAUAAUAAUAGUGUACAAUUUAUUUUGUGUAAGGUGCACUGUGAUUUAUAAAGAAUGCACAGUAACAUGACCGUUUUUUGUCUUUAUUACACUGAAAGUGUUUCUUUUUUAUUUUGAAAAGUAUGCUUGAAAAGUAUGCUUAUUGUACCACUGUUUCCUUUUGAAAACCUACAGAUUAUAAGACAAAUAAAUAACAUUUUCGCAUUUCAUUGACAAGAAAUGCAGAAUUAUUCAGUGGCCUGUGUUUCAUUUUACAACAAAUACAAAUGAGUCAAGAACUUUUGUACAUUCUAACUUGAACUGUUUACAAGUAACAAAAUAAUGGAAUGUUUUAACAUUCGUUGUUAGAAUCCAUGUUGACAAACAUAUCAGACGUGUGUCUCACAGGUAUAUCUCAUUCAGAGUGUAUUUAUUAAAAUGACUGGAGCAGGUUAAUCAUGUAUCUAUUUAUUGCUCUCAUUUUUUUGCGCACAAUAAAAGCACAGACUUUCAAAUUA
This is a messenger RNA of Acipenser ruthenus (sterlet), 8280 nucleotides long. RefSeq names its product neuronal tyrosine-phosphorylated phosphoinositide-3-kinase adapter 2-like. NCBI's taxonomy places the organism in Eukaryota, Metazoa, Chordata, Actinopteri, Acipenseriformes, Acipenseridae. Gene Ontology annotation, biological process: phosphatidylinositol 3-kinase/protein kinase B signal transduction; neuron projection morphogenesis. The transcript is spliced from 8 exons. Bases 1306 to 3462 code for a protein of 718 amino acids. The record is from RefSeq and is a predicted model, not a curated record.